CUUCCCUUCAACAUUUACAGAAUCCACAUUCAAAAAUGGGUACCGCUUCUAAAGUCGUAUCAGUCGUCUUCCGCAUCGGAGAGUUGACCUGCGCUUGUAUUGUGCUUGGUAUCCUCGGCAGAUUUUUAUAUCUUUUGGAUUUGGGCAAUGGACAUGCCGACUCAAAAAUUAUUUACGCUGAAGUAAUAGCCGGCAUAAGUGUAGCUGCUUCCAUCAUCCUUCUGCCGCCCUUUUUGUAUUCAUUCUGGGCAUUUCCUCUCGAUUGCGCCCUCUUUAUCUGCUGGAUGGUUGCGUUUGGUCUGCUCGACAACCUAAGUGGGGCUCACACUUGUUCGUCCUAUUGGUAUACGAACUAUUGGGGUUACUACUGGGGACGACUUUGGUACCACCCCUAUCCUAUAUACACUCCGGUCGGGAACGUUGGGUGUGGACCAUGGAGAACUGUUCUUGCUUUUAGUUUUAUUGGGGGGCUCUGUUGGCUCGUCAAUUCUUUUAUUGGGCUUUAUGUUGUUUUUACGAAGCGGGAUGAUAGGAAACACUUGAAUGAGAAGAGUGGAACAAGAAUGGAUGAUAUCCAUAGAGAAACCGGCCAGACUCAGGCUCAGACUCCUGCUGAUACUGGAGCUGUAGCGUAAAGCCACUACGGUUCGUUGUGGUACCUUGGAAUACAAAUGCUCGGAAAUUGGAAAUUUGGAUGGUUCAGAAAUUGGGAGAUGUUGCGUAUGGAGCUUUCUUAGUGUUGUCAACAGGCAGGCCGUUCUUGUUGCGAUAGUUAGUCUAGUCCAGUUCCCUUAAUACGAAUAGUAUCAGUCAAACAAGGAAUAUUCGAUGGAAGGUCUCAUUUUGUGCUUCGCUUUUAAAGUAUUGGC
Molecule: messenger RNA, 869 nt
Organism: Hyaloscypha bicolor E
Lineage: Eukaryota; Fungi; Ascomycota; Leotiomycetes; Helotiales; Hyaloscyphaceae
Exons: 4
Coding region: 36-635 (199 amino acids)
Source: RefSeq, a predicted model, not a curated record